This is a messenger RNA of Ziziphus jujuba (common jujube), 856 nucleotides long. RefSeq lists its product as uncharacterized. Bases 125 to 643 code for a protein of 172 amino acids. The transcript is spliced from 4 exons. The record is from RefSeq and is a predicted model, not a curated record. NCBI's taxonomy places the organism in Eukaryota, Viridiplantae, Streptophyta, Magnoliopsida, Rosales, Rhamnaceae.
CGACGUAGACACUUAAUUUAUUUUUAUUUUUUUAUUAUUUAUUUUUCUGACUCAUAUUUAAUUCUUUCUAACUGGAACUUAAAAAACUUGCUCCAAUGGCUCCAAUUUUUUUCCACCGUUGAAAAUGGCCAAACCACUCACAACCCCAACAGCACCAACAAUAGUAGGUGGAAGAGGCAGAGAUGAAGUGUACGUAGCAGCGGUGCCUCUGAGGGCCACCAAAGGCCCUGCUCAGCUGCUUAGGUCUGCUGCUUACUCUCUCAAUCUCUGGGAUUUCCAGCAUUUCAUGGUCAUCAUUAAACCCCAAAUACCACCAUCUCCGUCUCAGGCUCUGGUUUAUGAUUUUCAACCUAAAGAUCCUGAAAACUUAUAUGCAGCACUUGCAGUAAUAUCUAAUAAAGCAAUACCAGGAGCUGUUCUGAGUAGGAAGUUAUCUAAAUUGCCAAGAUCCAAAUGCUGGUUUGUUGGGUCUUCCAAAGGGAAUGCUGUAGAUAUGGCAUGUGAAUUCAACAAAAAUUGGGAAAGUAAUUUGUGGGUUGGCCAUCAUGACUGUCGGGACUAUACAAAUGGUUUGGUUGAGUCGUUAACUGGAGAAAAAUAUGUGUUGGAGCGCUUGAGGACAAGCAUGGGUAGUCUGAGGUAACGCAUCAGCUUAGUCUUCUAGCUAGCUGACAGCUAAAUGCUAUCGGGUCUCUUGUUUCCUCAAUCGUUUAGGCAUUUGCAUAUAAUUUUGUUUUAAAUUAGUCCUUGGAUUUAUGAACUUUUAGCAGAAAAGUUAAUUGUUUCACAUGGUGAUGCAAAUGUUUGUUACACUAUUAUCCACUUAAACUGUAGAUAUAUCAUGUCUUUUUCCUCA